CAAAAUAAACUUUUUCGUCAUUUGUUUAUAAACCGUGACUGAAGUUGGACGUGCGCGGCGAGCGAUAACGAUAACGACGCGAGUGAAAGAGAACAACAACAACGGCGACGACAGUGAAUAAAAUUAAUUGCAUACAAUUUGCUAAGUGUUGAAUUAAAGAAACAAAAUAGUGAAAUAACAAAACGAAGUCAGUGAGCAAAAACGAGUGAAAAAGAGAAGAAUUCUUGUAAAUAAACAAAAAUCGAUCGUUCAGUCAUUCUGUCUUUCCGCUGUCCAUUGAAAAAGUCGCUCGGUCUGUUGUCUUGAAAUUUUUGCAUUACCAUUUUAGUUGUUGUUUGGAUUACACAUUUAUCGCUGGCGUCCGUGAGGGGGUUGCAGCGUUCCGUCGUGGUAUCGUUUUUUUUGGGGGGGAGUUCUUCGUCGUCGUCACCGUCGUAGCUUUGUGGUGGAGUUCGAGUUCAUGUGAAUGUGACAUUUAUUAUAAAUCAAGAAAAAGAAUUCAGAUUUGGUUUUGCUGGCUGGUUUCUCGUGCUUCACAUUUUGCUUUGGUUUGUUUAUUCACUGUGUAAUCAAGGCUUUGCUGGAUGCCGGCGCUGCAGCAGCAGAUGUUGGUUAGCAUUCGUCGCUGCCACCGUCAUUGCUAGUGGUUGUUGUGUGGUGCUGCAUUCGGUUUUGUUUCUUCAAAGGUGAAAAACAGACAAUCAGACUGCCUGGGGUUGUUGUUGCUAUAGCUAUAUGAAUGAAGUCUUGCCUUUAAUUGAUGCUGUGUGGCGUUAUGCUGGAACGGACUUAACACAAUCAGCAAACGGAGAACAGAUGCCGUCAUGAAUGGUGGACGCACCGCACCUUAUUGUUAUUAGUGAUUAUGGAAUAGAUUGUUGAAUUAAAGGUUUCAACGGUGAAAAUUUGGUGUUCCAAUCGUUGGCUGGCAAUCAGCAGACAGGUCAUACGUUUGUGGUCGACGUUUGCAUUCACAAUAAGUGGAGCAUGGGAAAAAGGCCAAUAAGAAGCCCAAAGAAUAUUUAGAUCUGUGAAAAUUUUAAAUUUUGUACAUAAAAAUAACAACAACCACCACCAACACCCCCCUUUUCGCAAUCAUAGAAAUGUGCCAAUAUCUUUAUUGCCUGCCUGCAGCUCAAAACAAAAAAUACCCAACUCCGAGACAAGUUCUUAGUCAUGCCACAGCAGCUGUUUCAACUGCCACAACAACACAUUGUCGUCAUAAACACAAACCAGAAAUACAAGAAUUACGACAACAACGAGAAAAACAAAACUAUUCUUCUAUACGUCAAAAUAGCACCCGCCGUCCCCACCACCAACAGCAAACAAAUUUCCUUCAUUUUCAACGCACAUUAGCCAAAAUGUUGUUUGUUGGCGGCCACCGUAGUAGGUCCAGUUAUCUGUCAAUAUUGCUCAUCUUUAGUUUCUGGGCCGGUCUAACUGAUGGCAGCAAUAUCCAUAGCCAUAGCCACCACACCAUUCAUCCGGCUGAGCCACACAACUGUCAACAUCACCAUCCCAAGGCUCAUGAGGUCAUUCAUGGUGUCCAAAUCGAAACGGUAGAAACUCCAGUCGAUGAAUUGCAAAAUUUACAAGAAACCGAAGACGACGCGUCUGUUGGCAAGAAGGUGGCAGCAACGCAAACGUCAUCACAUUCACGUUCGACAAGAAGUAAACGCAGCAUUGAGGAGCGCCCACUACGUAUUUCACUUAUCUAUGAUAAUUCCGUUAUUGGUUUGGAUACCGAUAAAUUUAUUCUGAUCAAUGAUACUGUACUGCCCGAGGCAAUUAAGUUCUGGGAACAAGCAUUAAUGGUACGACAAACAAAGGGUCCUAUACGGCUAAAUAGAAAAUGCAACAGCACACAAAUCUAUGUUAAAAAUGGUCAAACACAUUGCAUAGACAACUGCCGGCCGGUGACCAUGUGUGGUGAAGUUCAAGUACCCGAAGAUCAUUUGGAUGUUUGUCGUGUCUGCAAUGCCACUGGACAGAAUUGUCGUGUCGAUGAAACAACACAGGCUGGUGAUGGUAUUGAAAAUACCGAUUUCGUGUUUUAUGUAUCCGCACGACAAACGGAACGUUGUCACAAGGGUUUGACGGUGGCCUAUGCUGCACAUUGCCAACAAGAGGCUAGCCUAGAUCGUCCCAUAGCCGGUCAUGCAAAUCUCUGUCCGGACAGUAUCAGUACCAAACCUCAGGAAUUGCAUACUCUCAUAUCGACGGUGAAACAUGAAAUUCUGCACGCGCUGGGGUUCUCUGUCAGUCUGUUUGCAUUCUUUCGCGAUGAUGAUGGUAAUCCGAGGACACCACGUAAUCCGGAUACCGGUAAACCUCAUCUAAAUGAAGACCUUCAGAUCCAUCAAUGGAGCAAUACAACGAUACGCAAAAUAACCCGACAAAAUUGGUCUGUGCGCGGUGGUCAUGUGAACAAAACCAUAGAUAUGAUGGUUACGCCACGUGUUGUGGCCGAAGUUCGUAAACAUUUCAAUUGCGAUAAGUUGGAGGGUGCCGAACUGGAGGAUCAAGGCGGUGAGGGUACGGCCCUGACACAUUGGGAGAAACGUAUUUUGGAGAAUGAGGCUAUGACCGGAACCCACACCCAAUCGCCAGUAUUUUCACGCAUUACCUUAGCUUUAAUGGAGGACUCGGGAUGGUAUCGUGCCAAUUACAGUAUGGCAAGUCCACUCUCAUGGGGCCGGGGUUUGGGUUGCAAUUUUGUUAUGCGCAGCUGUAAGGACUGGAUACAAUUGAAUAAUGCCAAAGGACACUCAAUACAUCCAUUCUGUUCCAAGGUCAAACAAGAUCCGCUACAAACGGAAUGUACCGAUGAUCGAAAUUCAGUGGCAUUGUGUAACUUGAUUCGACACAAUUAUGAGUUGCCGGAAAAAUAUCAGAAUUUUGAUAGCAUAAGUAAUAUAAAAGACGGCGAAGAGGUAUAUUAUGGUGGUUCCGUUGCCCUGGCCGACCACUGUCCCUAUAUACAGGAGUUUACGUGGCGCAAUAAAAAUGUUACAAUACGUGGUUCACAUUGUCACUUUGUGGAAAAUAAUCCAAAAGCUGAGAAAAACUAUGCCUUGGAAAGUUAUGGUCAGGGUUCGAAAUGUUUCGAUCAUGGCGAUGCCAUGUGGGAGGAACGCAACUGCCACCACACCCGCGAAUGGCAACAUUGGGGUUCGGGGUGCUAUCGCUAUAAUUGCAGCGAUGGCCGCCUGCACAUUUUUGUGGGAAAUUAUAGUUACACCUGCUAUUUCCCAGGACAAAAACUAUCGAUUAGUAUAUCGGCCAAUGAUUGGUUACACAGGGGUGCUCUCAUCUGUCCAUCGUGUGAGGAAAUGUGUGGUGAAUAUUUUGGGGCCCGUGACGAAGAGUGUCGCCUAAGGGAGGAAGCUCCACCGCUCAAUAAAUAUCCACGCGACUAUUUACAGUGUGGUGCCAGUGCAUUGAGUGCUCUCUAUUGGUACCAUCAGCCAAUCUUUUUAGCAAUAGUUUCUAUGGCAAUUGUCCUUCUGUCGAGGAGUAGGCGGUAGGUGGACGACAAUGGGUAUGUCGUAGUAAUAGUUAGCUGGAUAUGUAUAGGUUAGUACAAAUGUACAUACGAUAUUAGUUAUUAAGCCAAUAGAUAAAUACAAUGUAUGUGUAUUAUAUCUCCUGUCGGUCUGUAUGUGUGUGAAUGUAUCUAUUUUAUUUAUAGUUCUAGAAUUAAGUGUAUUGUUUUGUGAUUAGUAAGUUUAUAUGUAUAUGUUUGGAAAUAUUUGAUUUUAUUUCAAUUUGUCGAUCUUAAGUAACUACUGUGUGCUGUGGGCAUUCAUUUAAACGAACGAAGAUUUUUUAUAAUAAUGACUGUGUUCCAAUAGCCAUUCCAAUGAGAAACAACAUGCGUUAACCUUCAUAGCUUUUAAACAGAAAUUUCCAAAAUGGAUGGAUAAAAAUGAAAACCUGAUUUAAGGCAGCAUUGCAGAAUUCUACACAACCUGUGUCUAUAUUUCAAAGUCAAUCCCAGAAAAAAACUAAUAGUUCAAAAUUCAAAGCUAUUGUCAUUGAUAAUCUAAGCGAUUGGAUGUCCAGCAACAUUUCCAACUGUAUCAUUUCGAAAUUAAUUUUUAAUUUCUUAGAUCUGGAGUAUUCCCCUCGAUGGCUUAAGUUCGUAUUUUUCUCUAUUACAGAAAGUAAUGUUUUUCGAAAAGAAUUUUGUAGUUUUGCAAGUACCAUGAUUUCACCCGCCGAAGACAAUGCUCAUUUUCAGCUUUAUAAUUGGAAAUCCGUCAACUGUAAUAUAUAUCCAAAAUUUCAAAAAAAAAAAAAUGUUUUUUUGAUUCUGAGCUGUUACCCUGAAGUAAAGAAAUCCAUCCUGGCAUUGAUCCCUAUCUUAAGCUAUUCGUUGAAGGUAUUAAUAGAACGUUUUGAGAGUAUAGUCUAUACCUUGACUGUUAAUCUUCUUGAAACGUCAGUGGCGGUCAAUAUCUGGUUAUUUUGAAUAGUUAAAAUCUUGAUAUCAAAUAAACAUGUGGGUACCGCUCUCUUCUAGGACGAUAGUCCUCUGAGCCGAUCAGAAACUAGUGCCAUCGUGUGAGUCCAUUCUGCAAUUCGUUACAAACAGUUGAAACCCGGGAACCUCUAAAGAAUCCAACAUAACUGCAACAGUCCAACAUUUUAAUAUUAUCCUCCAUGACGGAACGGAAAAUUGUACUAAAAUGUAUUUUAGGUCCGUAGUUCGCCCACGUUUUUAGCUCCGACCAAUGGGUCCAAACUUUGAAUGAUUAUAAAUCUUAUGAUAUGCAAAACAAAUCAGGGAUUUUUUUUCAAAAACAAGUCCAUCUCACAACAACAUUGCCGCUCCAAAAGUUUAGGAACAUGACAACUUAUUCUGUUUCCUGUUGAAGUAACCAGGUAACAGGUUGACCUCCAAAUGUGAAAGACUCUAAAUGUAAAGUUGAAUAAUUUAUUCCAAUGCUGGUCGAUUCCUACAUACUGUAAACCUUUAACAACGAAAAGGAUGAUGAUUUCAUUAGCAAUCCAAUAUUCGUUUUUUUGGAAUGGACACCAAUGGGUCCAAAUUUUGAAUGAUUAUAAAUCUAAAAAAGUCGACCACUACAUUGCUGCUCCAAAAUUUUAGGAACAUGACAACUUAGUCUGUUUCCUGUUGAAGUAACCAGGUAACAGGUUGACCUCCAAAUGUGAAAGACUAUGUAAUUGUAAAGUUGAAUAAUUUAUUCCAAUGCUGGUCGAUUCCUGUAUACUCUAAACCUUUAACAACGAAAAGGAUGAUGAUUUCAUUAGCAAUCCAAUAUUUGGGUUAUUUUUUGGAAUGGACACCAAUAGCUCGCAAUGCCAACUCAUCGUUUUAGAUUCUGAUUCUCCACAAUGCUACUUAGGUUCAUAGUUAUACCCUACACCAUAAAGUGGUAAGGAUAUUAUGUCUUUUUUCCAUUUUUUUAACAGGGAGAAGAAAGCGAGAUAGGCCCAUAGUUACUUUUGAGGAUAUUCAUAGAGUCUCUUUCUGAGACGAUUUAUGCAUGUCAGCCCAUCCAUGUAUUCUUGUGAACGAAAUGCAGAUCGUAUUUAUUAUCCGAUUGAGAUACAAUUCUCCAAAGAAUAUUGGUUUGGCCCAAGAACGAACCCUAUUAAAAUUGUGCACCAAAUGGCCAAUAUAAGUCCUAAUAACCUGAGUUUUGGUACAUCCCACCGAAUUCACUACAUCAAAUUUGGAGAAAAUUGGUUCAGACAUAGCUAAAGUUCCCAUAAAUAGGUUUUAUCCGAUUUGGGGUUUUAAGUCCCUCACUUGCGUAAUAUGCCCUCCACAAGAAUGAUAUUUAAUACGGGACAUCAGAUACUGCUCGAAAAUACCUCUAUCAAAUUUUAUCAAGAUCGGUUCAGAUUUGGAUAUAGCUCCCAUAUACAUGUUUAUCUGAUAUCAGGCUUUUUGUGCACCAAAUCGCUAAUAUCAGCCCAAAUGGACUGAAUUUUGGCAAUUACGACUGAAUUCAUCCUAGAAACCAGUACUUCAAAUUUGGUGUAAAUCGGUUCAGAUGUAGCUAUAGCUCCCAUACAUAUGUUUUAUCCGAUUUGUGAUUAAAAGUCCCUCACACGCGUAAAAUGCAUUCGACAUCAGUGACAUUUGGUACCAGAUAUGUUAUAGAGCUCAGAAAUACCGUUUCCAAAUUUUAUCGAGAACGGCUAAGAUUUGGAUAAAGCUCCCAUAUAUAUCCUUAUUCCGAUAUCAGUUUUGUUGUGCAAAUAAUGGCUAAUAUCAGCCCAAAUGGAGUGAAUUUCAGGGCGUACCUUUCCAUUUUGUGGAACUCGGCUCCAAUAUAUAUAUUUUUAAUAUGAUCCUUCCCGAAGUGAUAUCAUGUACUCUAUUGCAAUGUUAUUUGGUUUAAAAAGUUAAAAUGUCUCCGUCAAAAUUAGUUAAAAACGAUUCAGAAUUGGAUAUGCCUUCCCUAUAUUAGUUCCAUCUGAAUCCAAACUAACUACUACUUCAGAUAAUUUUUUUUUGUUACGGGAGCUUUACUAAAUCGGCAUAGUGGUGUAGGUUAUCAUAUAGUCGGCCCCGCCCGAAUUUUGACUUUUCCUUGACUUUCUAAUAUAUUGUUGAUGCCAAUAAUCCGUGGACAUAUUUAGAAACGCUUAUGUGAAUAUGGUUAUUUACAACAUUAAUUUUUAUCCAUCCAUAUACUAUAACUGUAUAUUCCAAUCACACAAAGUUUUUAAUAAAAAAAAAUCCGUCGGUCCACUUAAAAUAUUAAUUUAAAAAAUAUGCAAUAAUUUUUAUUGAAAAAUACCCAAAAUUUAUCGGCAGCUAUAAUUCGUCCAUAAAAAUAAAUCUAGAGUUCUGUUUUUGUAAUUGUAUAGCCAUUAGCAAUACACACACAUAACUAUGUACAUCACAACUACGUUGUAUAUUCCACAAGCAUUUUUAUCUUUUAACAAUUAUAUACACAUAUUUAUUUACAAUAUGUUUAAUUAAAACAAGUAUUUAUUAUAUUCGAAUUAUUUUUGUUUGUUCUUUUUUUGUCUUGUUUCUUGGCCACAAUAUUAAUGGCCGCCAUAUAUUAUUAUUGUGUAUCAAAUUCAAUUUUCUUUUGUAUUGAUUUUUUUCAUUAAAGAAGAAAACACAAACGAAAUAAUAAUAAAUCUCUAAAACAUUCCUUUAAGACUUUAUGCAUAGCUUCUCCCACAAUUAGCUAUGUUUACCUUACUCUUUUUUUAUAUACAUAUACAAACAAACAUACUUAUAUUUAACUAUAUAUAUACAUUCAUAGAUAUAUAUUUAUAAAAUGUAUUUAAUAACAAUUAUGUUGCAAUAACAAUUGUAGCCUUACACCCCUCUCCCCCCAAUGGCGAAUAACAUUAUUUGUGUUUCUUUGAGGGGUGAUGGGGUGAAAGGUGAAAAUUUGAUGAUAUUUUUAGAGAUUAUCUGUAUUUCUUUAUGUAUUAUUGUAUGGAUGUAACGAUGAUAUAUAUAUUUUUCAAAUAUACAACAAGAAAUAAAUACAAAUGUGGAUUUUUGUAAUCCAAUGUGCAUUUUAAGAAAAUUAAUAAAGAAGAA
Musca domestica (house fly) is the source of this 7546-nucleotide messenger RNA. RefSeq names its product leishmanolysin-like peptidase (gene Invadolysin). Gene Ontology annotation, biological process: cell adhesion; proteolysis. Gene Ontology annotation, molecular function: metalloendopeptidase activity. The record is from RefSeq and is a predicted model, not a curated record. Lineage: Eukaryota; Metazoa; Arthropoda; Insecta; Diptera; Muscidae. The transcript is spliced from 11 exons. Gene Ontology annotation, cellular component: membrane; cytoplasm. The coding region runs from base 1104 to 3527 and encodes 807 amino acids.